AUGGCAGGCACUUUCCUUUUCACUUCAGAGUCCGUGGGUGAGGGCCACCCAGACAAGAUCUGCGACCAGGUGUCGGAUGCGAUCCUGGACGCGUGUCUCGCGGAGGACCCGCUGUCCAAGGUUGCGUGCGAGACGGCAGCCAAGACCGGUAUGAUCAUGGUGUUCGGCGAGAUCACGACGCGCGCAAAGCUCGACUACCAGAAGAUCGUCAGAGAGACGAUCAAGAAGAUCGGGUACGACUCGUCGGACAAGGGGUUCGACUACAAGACGUGCAACGUGCUGGUGGCCGUGGAGCAGCAGUCGCCGGACAUCGCGCAGGGCCUGCACUACGAAAAGGCGAUCGAGGAGCUCGGCGCCGGUGACCAGGGUAUCAUGUUCGGGUAUGCGACCGACGAGACGCCGGAGCACCUGCCAUUGACCAUCCUGUUGGCACACAAGCUGAACAUGGCGAUGGCGGACGCGCGCAGAGACGGGUCGCUGCCAUGGUUGAGACCGGACACAAAGACGCAGGUGACCGUGGAGUACGAGGAUGACCACGGAAGGUGGAUCCCGCGGAGAAUCGACACGGUGGUUGUGUCCGCGCAACACGCGGAGGAGAUCUCGACCGCGGACUUGAGACAGGCGAUCAGGACCGAGAUCAUCGAGAAGGUGAUCCCCGCGGAGUUGCUCGACGAGAACACCAAGUACUACAUCCAGCCUUCGGGCAGAUUCGUGAUCGGCGGUCCGCAGGGUGACGCCGGUCUGACCGGCAGGAAGAUCAUCGUCGACGCGUACGGCGGUGCGUCUGCUGUCGGCGGCGGUGCGUUCUCCGGUAAGGACUACUCCAAGGUGGACCGUUCCGCGGCUUACGCGGCCAGAUGGGUCGCCAAGUCGCUGGUGGAGGCCGGGCUCGUCAAGAGGGUGCAGGUGCAGUUCUCGUACGCGAUCGGUAUCGCGGAGCCCUUGUCGCUCCAUGUGGACACGUACGGUACCGCGACCAAGUCGGACGAGGAGAUCAUCGAGAUCAUCAAGAAGAACUUCGACUUGAGACCGGGUGUGCUGGUCAGGGAACUGGACUUGGCCAGACCUAUCUACCUGCCAACCGCGUCGUACGGCCACUUCACCAACCAGGACUACCCAUGGGAAAAGCCAAAGAAGUUGGUUCUAUGA
This is a messenger RNA of Torulaspora globosa, 1149 nucleotides long. It is a transcript of the gene SAM1, whose product is annotated as methionine adenosyltransferase SAM1. The coding region runs from base 1 to 1149 and encodes 382 amino acids. The transcript has a single exon. The record is from RefSeq and is a predicted model, not a curated record. Gene Ontology annotation, molecular function: methionine adenosyltransferase activity; ATP binding. Lineage: Eukaryota; Fungi; Ascomycota; Saccharomycetes; Saccharomycetales; Saccharomycetaceae. Gene Ontology annotation, biological process: S-adenosylmethionine biosynthetic process. Gene Ontology annotation, cellular component: cytosol.